CCUCUGUACCAUACAUGUACAAAUCCACCAUUUGUAGAUUUGUGUCCUCUACAAUAUGGUUUACAAUGUAUCAACGGGUAUAUAUAUAUGACCCAUGAACGCCCUGACUCAUUUUUCCUGGAAUCCAUUGUUGUCCCUAUAUGGCAUCGCUAAGGCCUUAUUACUUGACUACAGAUACCCUGUCACGUACACAGUUCAGUCAAUAGCUGUAGGGAGCACAUGUUGCCACUGGACAUUGUUCGGCAUAAAACUUUGGUGACACUCAGCUCAAGAUGGACCAAGAUACACAGUCAGCUGAAUCAGACGAUGAUGGCUACACAUGUAUGGAGCUGCCUACCCUUGUCAAGCAAUUGCAGGUCGUUCUGGACCAGUACCCUGAUGAUGGCCAGAUACUCAAGGAGCUGAUACAGAAUGCUGAAGAUGCUGGAGCCGAAGUUGUCAACAUCAUGUUUGAUGGAAGGAAUAUUCGUCCUGAAAUAGAUCCCCAGGAAUUGAAACAGAACACUUUUCUUAAAUCUUUGCAGGGUCCUGCGUUGUGUGUCUUCAAUGAUGCUUUAUUCAGGAAGAAGGAUUGGGCAGGUAUCAGAAUGUUGCAUACUAGCCUCAAGAAUGAGUCACAGAAUAUAGGACAAUUCGGACUUGGUUUCAAAUCUGUAUUCCAUAUUACAGAUUAUCCAUGUAUCAUCAGCGGUGACCACAUCCUUUUCUUCAAUCCAGAAGAAGUAGCACAUAAAGUGUGUUUCGCCAAAAAGUUAAGGAAUCUAACAGAUAGAGUGAAAGAUAUUUUAAGUCAGGUCCUGAGUGGUACAUUUGGGUUCUCAGACGAGUGUUUGACAGCUGGUUAUGACGGAACUCUAUUUUGGUUUCCUCUGAGGGUUCAAACAUCACAACUUUCUGGAAAUAUAUAUACAGAAGAGAGUGUAAUGGACCUAUUUCAGGCGUUGAGAUCGGAGGCGCCAGUUACACUACUUUUUCUCAAUUCCAUACACAAAGUUCAAUUAUUCCAGAAGCAUGCAGCUACGGAAGAGGUGAUUUUCUGUGUACAGCUUUCCAAAAGCUGUUUAGCAUCUGUUAAACGUCAAAGGAUGGAUUUUGCCUCAAAAGUGAAACGCAUUGACUGUGAAUUGACAUGCCCUUCCAUUGAAAACAGACUUAAUGUUGAGAUAGAAACUGAAGAUUUCAUAAAGUCACAAAAAUUAAGCCAGGAAUGGGUAAUUCUCAAUGUGUUCAAAGCCAGAGAUAUGUCUGAAAGACUACAAAGACUCUGCAAGGAAAUGUCACGGUGUCCGCGUGUGGGCCUGGCUGUUCCUCUUGGUAAGAAAUGUGAAGGUCAUGUGUUCUGUUUCCUCCCUCUUCCCAUGGAGAGUCACAGUCCCACAGGUCUGCAGGUUCAUGUAAAUGGCUGCUUUGCCUUAAGUCAGAAUCGAAGGCAUAUCAAAUGGCCAACAGCAGAUCAGCUACAGAAUCAGUCUCAUACAGACAAGGAUAUUGAGUGGAACAAGUGUCUUGUGAGUGAAGUGCUACCAGAGGUUUAUUGUAAUAUUCUAAACGAGCUGAUUCAGCAUUCUCAACAGGAACAGAAUCCAGAUGACCUGAUACAGCAGGUGUAUUCCUUGGUUCCAAGUCAAGAAAAUGUCAGUGUACAUUGGAAACCAAUGGUGGAUGGAGUUUUAAGAGAACUGCAAAACAUUCCAAUCUUUUUCACAGAAAAUGCUGGUGGAUGUUGGAUAACAGCCGAAUGUGCCACUGUGCUUGAUUCCAGCCUGGCUACUGAUGUCAAAGCAGUUGUCAAGGAUAUUUAUCUUUGGUGUAAUCAAAACAUUGUUGAUUUGCCUGGAUAUGUUUUGGCAUUGUUGGAAGAAAUAUUGAACACAUCCUUAACAAUGGUUUCUAGUGAACAUGUCUGCUCACUUCUGACAUCAAAUGACUGUUACAUAAGAUGUCUAUCUCCGCCCAAAAAGAGGAUUUUGCUGAAGUAUUUAUUAUCCGGUGGAUGUGUAGCCUUCUUACGUGGAUUACACCUUUUGCCUACAAUGGAUGGAUGUUUCACAGAAAUUGGAAAGGGACAUGUAUACAUUUGGACGGAUGUUAUUGAUUCAGAGGUUUUGUUUCCUGGCCUUGAAUCCAUCCUAGUGGACACUGUGGCAUCACCUGAACUUGGCCAAGUCUUACAAAGUGAACAGAAUCGAGAUCUUCUCAAGGUGGGCCUGAUAACCAGUGACGUAUUUCCAAGUCUUCUGCAGAGAUGUGUUGCACAACAUUUCGGUGAAAACAACCCCAAAUAUCUACAUCUACCUGUUGAUGACACUUGGUUGAGGACAAUGUGGACUUACAUCGACAAGAGCUAUUCCUGUGAUCAGCUUGGUGGUAUGUUUGGGUCACUGCCUCUUAUUCCAGAAUUACAAGAGCAAGGAAAAACACGUCUACAUGAACUACAAAAGCCACUUAUUGUUGAGAUGGUAGAUGGCGUGAGUUCACUCCCUAAGCACAUGGCUGAUUGUCUGAGGAGGCUUGGUGUUGUAGUGUUAAAAAGCAUUUCAGACAUUACACCCAAGAAUAUUCUUGGAGUGAUAAUACAGUACCCAACCCAUAGUGGUGUCAUGAAAGUACUAGAUGCUGUGUCAGAGAAUGACAAUAUACAGACAAAGAUCAAUCAAUUCAACACAGAGGCAACACAUGAGGAAAGAAACAGCUUAACUUGUUUUUUGGGAGAAAGUACAACAGACUUCACAAAGUCAAAGGGUAUUUUAAGGAGUCUUCAAAUGUUCAUGGCAACUGAUGGGUCGUCAAAGUGUUUAGAAGAUGUGGGCAUUCUGGCACCUGUUUUGGAACCCCCAUUUCCAAUCCCUUACUCUGAGGUCUAUCUAGUGUCUACCCCCAAAGCUGUAAGGUCGCUAGCUGUGUCUCUAGGGGCAUCGCAAAUAAAACUGGAUGCAGCAGUCAUACUCACUUUACAAAGCAUCAUUGAAGGAAAUCCCAUUGGAAUGGCUGAUAGGGAUCUUCUUAUGCUCAUGGAGUUCUUGGUAUUGUCUUGCCCUUAUCUGCUUGAAAAUGAUGAAGUUGCAAACCUAGCAUGUGGAGUGAAAUUUCUUUCAUCUGAGAAAGGAUCAACAACGUUCCAAGCAUGCCAGCUGUUUGACCCUGCAUCAUCUCUUUUGACACAGCUAUUCAUAGGUGAGGACAAAUUCCCCCACUCAAGACAUGUCAGAACCAGGCAGCUGAAGGAAGGUCUGACGCUGUUGGGGUUACGAAGGGAAGAAGAGGUGACAGCUGCAGAACUUGUAACAACAGCAAACAUUAUACAAAGUUUGAAUGCUUCCAGUAAAGAGGACGCAUUGUUGAAAGCAAGGGGUCUUGUUUUGUUUCUCACUCAUCAUGAAAAGAACUUUGACCCAGAUUCUCUAACUAACAUACAGGGUCUUCAGUGCAUCCCAUGUAUUUCACAGAAGCCAGAUUUCUAUCCAGGUCGACUUCAGUUUCCGGGAGAAAUGACAAUGCUUGGAACAUCAAACAUUGUUUGUAGUUCUAAAUACCUGCACGUAGUCGGAUCUACCAUGAGUGUAGCUGAAGAAAUGCCAGAACCAUUGGAAGUAUUAUUUGGGUUGGAUGUUCCUCCUCCAGUUACCUCUGUCAUUAAACAUUUACGGAAUCUCUCAGCAUCAUACUAUAGUCAGGCACACCACCUGUACAUGACCCUGCUGAACAAUGUCUACAAGCAUUUGUCAUCAGUGAGCUUGUCCAAGGAACACAUCCAACUGCUUAGUGAAUUCCCCUCUGUAUGGGUAGGAAUAGAUGAAAGGUUUCAGCAUCCGUCAUCUGUAUUCAUAGAUCAGAUGACUAAAGACAUGGAUUUAAAACCUUACCUAUUUGCUCUUCCAUCUGUAUUUCAUCAUUGGGGCAGUUUGAUGUUGACACUUGGGUGUCACCAGGAACUUGCACCUCAGUUACUUGCAGGGGUGCUUGAAACAAUCAAAUCGAAACAUGACACAUACAGAGAAGGGAGUGCUUUUAGAAAAGACAAUUCCUCCAGACAAUCAGAAGUUCAGAAAGAUUCACAACUUGUUCUACAAAUUGUCAACAGGUUGUCAGAAGAACAAGAGAAGCCCGCAACUAUUUUUCUUCCAAUCCAACAAGGGGACAACUCGUGUCUGACUCUAUUGCAUGUUGAAGAAUGUACAUACAGUGACUGGCUGAAUGAGGAGACAGAGUCAGAGGAUGAAGGGGCUGGUGUUCACUUUCUUCAUAAAUCUAUUUCCAAAAAUACUGCACAAAUGCUUGGAGUAAAUAUCUUGGAUGAUAGAGAUUAUGAUUAUCAUCAGUCAGAAUCAUUAACUAGACGACUGAACUCUUUACUUCAUGCAUAUGUUGAUGGGUUGUCCAUUCCAAAAGAAAUGAUUCAAAACGCAGAUGAUGCUGGUGCCACUGAAGUAUGUUUUCUGUAUGAUGAGCGACAAAAUUGGGAUGCAAGAUCGUCUCUGAUCAAAAGUGAAAUGGCUUAAUAAUAAGGGCC
Molecule: messenger RNA, 4510 nt
Organism: Haliotis rufescens (red abalone)
Lineage: Eukaryota; Metazoa; Mollusca; Gastropoda; Lepetellida; Haliotidae
Product: sacsin-like
Exons: 7
Coding region: 273-4499 (1408 amino acids)
Molecular function (GO): Hsp70 protein binding
Source: RefSeq, a predicted model, not a curated record